This is a messenger RNA of Elephantulus edwardii (Cape elephant shrew), 4470 nucleotides long. RefSeq names its product transient receptor potential cation channel, subfamily M, member 2 (gene TRPM2). Gene Ontology annotation, molecular function: ligand-gated calcium channel activity. Gene Ontology annotation, cellular component: membrane. NCBI's taxonomy places the organism in Eukaryota, Metazoa, Chordata, Mammalia, Macroscelidea, Macroscelididae. The coding region runs from base 1 to 4470 and encodes 1489 amino acids. Gene Ontology annotation, biological process: calcium ion transmembrane transport. The record is from RefSeq and is a predicted model, not a curated record. The transcript is spliced from 33 exons.
AUGGAGCCCUCCAGCCCCAGGAAGCUGAGCUCUAUGCAGGAGGCUGGCUUUGGGAUGCAGCCCAGGAAGACCUCAGACCUGGGGGUGGUCCCACACAGCAACGGUAAUAACAACCCAUUCAAGAGAAAGAAGUCGCAGUCUGCCUUUAUCAACAGUGAAAAGAAAGAAAACUUCAACUCAUGGAUUCUUGAAAAAAUCAAGAAGAAAGAAUGUAUGUAUUUUGUCGAAAGUUCCAAAAUGUCGGAUGCAGGGAAGGUGGUGUGCAAGUGUGGCUACACUCGUGAGCAGCACUCGAGAGAGGCCAGGAAGCCCCUCAUGUUCCAGGGUAUGACGUGGGACCCCAAAAUGCACAUCAAGGAGACGUCUACAGAUGCUUUUGGUGAAAUUGCUUUCACAGGCCUGGGGCAGAAGGUGGGAAAGUAUGUCCGAGUCUCUCAGGACACACCUUCUCAUAUCAUCUACAAACUUAUGACUGAGCACUGGGGCCUGGAGGUUCCCAACCUCUUAAUCUCAGUGACAGGUGGGGCCAAGAAUUUCAUCAUGAAGCCGAGGCUAAAGAGAAUCUUCCGGAGGGGUUUAGCCAAGGUGGCCCAGACCACAGGGGCCUGGAUCAUCACAGGGGGGUCCCACGCUGGUGUGAUGAAGCAGGUGGGUGAAGCAGUGAGGGACUUCAGCCUAAGCAGCAGCUACAAGGAAAGUGACCUCAUCACCAUUGGAGUGGCCACGUGGGGCACCGUUCAUAACCGCGAGAGUCUGAUCAACCCCAAGGGCUGCUUUCCUGCUGAGUACAACCUGGAUGAGGAAGGUCAGGGCGACCUCACCUGUCUGGACAGCAACCACUCACACUUCAUCCUGGUGGACGAUGGGACCCACGGCCUUUAUGGGGUGGAGAUCCCCCUGAGGACCAGACUGGAGAAGUUCAUAUCAGAACAGAAAAAACAUCACGGUGGCUUGGCCAUCAAGAUCCCCAUCGUCUGUGUGGUGCUGGAGGGAGGCCCCGGCACACUGAAUACCAUCUACAAUGCCAUCACCAAUGGCACCCCCUGUGUGAUCAUGGCGGGCUCUGGCAGGGUGGCUGACGUCAUCGCCCAUGUGGCCAACCUGCCUAUCUCUGAGAUCACCAUCUCCUUGAUCCAGAAGAAACUGAGCAUGUUCUUCCAGGAAAUGGAGACCUUCACAGAAAGCAAGAUUGUAGAGUGGACCAAGAAGAUUCAAGAUAUUGUCCGGAGAAGGCAGCUGCUGACCAUCUUCCGGGAGGGCAAGGAUGGUCAGCAGGACAUGGAUGUGGCCAUUCUGCAAGCCCUACUGAAGGCCUCUCGGAACCAUGAUCGAUUUUGCCACGAGAACUGGGGCCACCAGCUGAACCUGGCAGUGGCAUGGAAUCGUGUGGACAUCGCGCUGAGCGAGAUCUUCACUGAUGAGAGGCAGUGGAAGCCUUCAGAUCUGCACCCCAUGAUGAUUGCUGCCCUCAUCUCCAACAAGCCUGACUUUGUGAAGCUCUUCCUGGAGUAUGGUGUGAGACUGAAUGAGCUUGUCACCUUGGAGACCUUGCUGUCCCUGUACCAGAACCUGACACCCUCCUGCCUGUUCUACAACAAGCUCCAGAAGGUGCUGGCCGAGGAUCCCCUGUGCCCACCUAGUAUCCUCACCUCGUCGUCCACCCUGAGGAUGGAUCACGCGGCGCAGAAGCUGCAAGACCUGCGGAUGGAUCACGUGGCACAAGUGCUGCGAGACCUGCUGGGGGACUUCACGCAGCCCCUCUACACUGAGCAAGAGCAGGAGCAGGCGCUAUUACCAAAGGAAAACACGUUCACCACAGACCCCGUCCGUGACCUGCUCAUUUGGGCCAUUGUCCAGAACCGCUGGGAACUGGCAGAAAUCAUCUGGACUCAGAGCCAGGACUGUAUCAUGGCAGCCUUGGCCUGCAGCAAGCUCCUGAAGGAGCUGUCCAAGGAGGAGGAGGACACGGACUGCUCAGAGGAGAUGCUGGCACGGGCAGAUCAGUACGAGCUCAAAGCCAUUGGAGUCUUCACUGAGUGCUACCGGAAAGACGAGGAGCGAGCACAGAAGUUGCUGGUCCGCGUGUCUGAUGCCUGGGGGAUGACCACCUGUCUGCAGCUUGCUCUUGAAGCUAAGGACUUGAAGUUUGUGUCUCAUGGAGGUGUCCAGGCCUUUCUGACCAAGGUGUGGUGGGGCAAGCUUUGCGUGGAAAAUGGGCUGUGGCGAGUGAUGCUGUGCAUGCUGGCUUUCCCACUGCUCUUCACGGGCUUCAUCUUGUUCAGGGAGAAGAGGCUGCAGUCGAAGAACAGCCUGGCCCGUGUCCGUGGCUUCUUCAACGCGCCCGUGGUCAUCUUCCACCUCAACAUCCUCUCCUAUUUCGCCUUCCUCUGGCUCUUUGCCUACGUGCUGAUGAUGGACUUCCAAGACUCGCCCUCCUGGCACGAGUAUGCCAUCUACUGCUGGCUCUUCUCGCUGGUGUGCGAGGAAAUGCGCCAGCUCUUCUACGACCCUGAUGGGUAUGGACUGCACAAGAUGGCCUCUUUGUACUUCAGCGACUCUUGGAAUAAACUGGAUGUUGCUGCCAUCCUUCUCUUUAUAGGAGGGCUGACCUGCAGGCUCCUCCCAGAAAUGCUGUACACUGGGCGUGUCGUCCUCUCUCUGGACUUCAUCUUGUUCUGUCUCCGGCUGAUGCACAUCUUUACCGUCAGUAAAACACUGGGGCCCAAGAUAAUCAUCCUGAAGCGCAUGAUGAAGGACGUCUUCUUCUUCCUCUUCCUGUUGGUGGUGUGGGUCGUGUCCUUCGGGGUGGCCACACAGGCCAUCCUCAUCCGCAAUGAGAGCCGGGUGGACUGGAUCCUACGAGGGGUCGUGUACCAGUCGUACCUCACCAUCUUUGGGCAGAUUCCAACCUAUAUUGACGGAGUGAACUUCAGCCUUGACUACUGCAGCCCUAAUGGCACGGACCCCUACAAGCCCAAGUGCCCGGAGAAUGACAUGACUCGGCAGGAGCCUCUCUUCCCUGAGUGGCUGACGGUCAUCCUGCUUUGCCUCUACCUCCUCUUUGCCAACAUCCUGCUGCUCAAUCUCCUCAUCGCUAUGUUCAACUACACCUUCCAGGAGGUCCAGGAGCACACAGACCAGAUCUGGAAGUUCCAGCGCCAUGACCUGAUCGAGGAGUACUACAACCGGCCCCCUGCCCCGCCGCCCCUCAUACUGCUCAGCCACCUGCAGCUCCUGGUCAAGCGGAUCGUCCUCAGGAUCCCACCCAAGAGGCACAAGCAGCUGAAAAAUAAACUGGAAGAGAAUGAAGAGAUGGCUCUCCUGUCUUGGGAAGCCUACCUUAAAGAGAACUACCUGCAGAACCAGCAGUACUAUCUGAUGCAAAGGUCUGAGCAGAGGAUCCAAGACAUCAACAACAAGAUGGACACCAUGAUGGAGCUGCUGGACGUGGACCGGAUGAAGAGGUCAGGAUCCAUGGAGCAAAGACUAGCUUCCUUGGAAGAGCAGAUGGGCCAGACGUCUAAAGCCCUGCACUGGAUCGUGAGGGCUUUACGGGAUGGUGGCUUUGGCUCAGAGGCAGAUGUCCCAGCUCCAGCACCCCAGAAGGCCACCGAGGAGCAGGAUGAAGGGCUGGGUGACGGGCAGAAGGUGGAGGAUGGGGACAGCCUGUACCAUGUGAGUGCCCGCCACCUCCGGUACCCUAGCUGCCCGGACACACGCUUUGCCGUGCCCGACGAGAAGGUGCCCUGGGAGACAGAGUUUGCGAUCUAUAACCCACCUUUCUACACGGCUGAGAGGAAGGACACGGCCGUCGUGGACCCCGUGGGAAGCUGCCUGGAGCUGCUGUCCAAGAUCAAAUACAACGCUGAGGAUGGGCUGGUGGACCGAAGGAGUUUCCAUGGUCUCUAUCAAGUCCGUGACAACUUCCCUCUGAACCCCAUGGGCCGAACAGGACUACGUGGGCGUGGGAGCCUCAGAUACUUUGGACCCAACCAUGCCCUGCACCCCGUCUUUACUCGGUGGUGGCGGAACCAGGAUGGGACCAUCCACAAGAAGAGCAUCAGGAAGGUGCUCGAGGUGCUGGUGGUGAAGCACUUGCAGGCUGAGCACUGGGCACUCCCAGGGGGCUCCCGGGAACCCGGGCAGAUGCUGCCCCAGAAGCUGAAGCAGAUCCUGGAGCAGGAGGCCUGGUCAUCCAUCGAAAACCUGCUGAAACAGGGGAAAGAGGUGUACAAGGGAUACAUGGAUGAUCCGAGAAACACGGACAAUGCCUGGGUUGAGACGGUGGCUGUCAGCGUUCACUUCCAGGAUCAGAACGACGUGGAACUGAAGAGGCUGGAAGAUCACCUACAGAAAAAAGACUACGAGGUGGACUUCCGCUGGCAGGUGGUGGAUAGGCGCAUGCCGCUGUACACCAACCACAAUACCAUCCUCCAGAAGGUUGCUGCCCUGUUUGAGGCAUACUACUGA